AUGAUAAGCAUUGUGAAUUCAGUGGAAGAACCACGUGAACCUCGUAUACCUCCGACUGUCUCGAACCGUAAGAAGAGGAAGGAAUUAUCCGAUAGAGGCAAGGGCAUAGCAGUCACGACCAAGAAAAAGACCACGACCAAGAAGAAGUCUGGAGAGGGUUCUUCGUCAACGAAUCCGGUGCCGGCUCUACCUUCGACUGUAGAAGUUGGUGAUUCGAGCAACGAACCGGUCCGAGGUCCCGAGAUACCGGAAUUGUACACAAAAUUUGAUAAGCACAUUGCUUAUCAUAUUGUGAACGGAGGGCCAGAUCGCUCGGAGCGCGGCUCAGAAUUUCGAAUUCGAAAUCACACAGGAACAUUGAAAGGUUGGGAGCCGGCGCCGUUUAUUACAGAGGUAGUACAAAGAUGUGGAUUAAUGUCAGUUGUACAAGCAUCGUACAACACUGUGGACGGCCAUCUACUUAGAGCCUUCAUAGAGAGAUGGCAGCCAGCUACCAACACAUUUCACUUACCUGUUGGAGAGAUGACCAUCACACUUGACGAUGUAAGUACGUUGGUCGGUUUGCCAGUUGUUGGGCGUACCGUAUCUUGCGAGCGUUUGAUCCGUGAUUCCAAAACGAAGUCCAGUAGUUUGAUGUUCGAGUUGCUAGGUGAGUACCCGGACGAUGUAAACAAGAAGAAAGCGGUGAAGUUGGAAUGGUUGAAGGCUAAAUUUAGCAAAGUGACCAUGAGAGAUAGUGCGGAGAAGAGGACAUACGCCAUUCGGGCGUAUUUGUUAUUUUUGCUCGGGUGUACUAUACUGUGCGACAAGACAGGCAACAUGGUAAGCGUGAAGUAUCUAAAUCUUGUAUCUGAUUUGGAUCGGAUCGGCGAGUAUGCUUGGGGCACUGCAUGUCUUUGCCGGUUGUACGAUGAGCUUUCCUCAGCCUCACAAAAAUCAACGAACUCGAUGGCUGGCUGGCUGACGCUCUUUCAGUCAUGGAUUAGUCUUGUAUUUUUUUAG
Erythranthe guttata (spotted monkey flower) is the source of this 1002-nucleotide messenger RNA. Lineage: Eukaryota; Viridiplantae; Streptophyta; Magnoliopsida; Lamiales; Phrymaceae. The record is from RefSeq and is a predicted model, not a curated record.